Menidia menidia (Atlantic silverside) is the source of this 2295-nucleotide messenger RNA. The record is from the annotation of a GenBank genome assembly. Lineage: Eukaryota; Metazoa; Chordata; Actinopteri; Atheriniformes; Atherinopsidae.
AUGAGUCGGCGGCGGGCAGAGUCGCAGGGCUCCGUGGGGCCUGAUGAUGAGGCCAUGCCCUACAGCGACGACGAGACGGACGACGAACUGGACGAUAGCUCAGAGGGCGAAGCAGAAGAGCCUGAUAUGCCUCACCCCCCGGUGGACAUGAGGCCAAGUGAAAUGGGCUGGAAGGUGAAGGCCAACGACCGGCCCUAUCACCAGUUGCCUGAGUUUCAGAAAAAGGUUUUCCUUUGCAUAAAGAAGAGCAGAUACUCGGGAAAUGCCAUUAAGACAUAUAAGUACAACGUCCUCACCUUCCUCCCACUGAACCUGUACGAGCAGUUUAAGAGAGCAGCCAACCUUUACUUCCUGGCUCUGCUUAUCCUGCAGAUCAUUCCAGAUAUCUCCACUCUGCCCUGGUACACCACACUGGUUCCUCUGGUCGUGGUGUUGGGGGUCACUGCCAUAAAAGACUUGGUGGACGAUCUGGCACGUCACAGGAUGGAUAAAGAGAUCAACAACAGGAAGUCUGAGGUCCUGUUAGAUGGCAGGUUUCAGGAGUCAAAAUGGAUGAAUAUCCAGGUUGGAGAUGUGGUCCGCCUCAAGAAAAACGACUUUAUUCCGGCUGACAUCUUGUUGUUAUCCAGCUCCAACCCAAACAGUCUGUGUUAUGUGGAGACAGCGGAACUGGAUGGAGAGACCAACCUGAAGUUUAAGAUGGGGCUCCGAGCAACUGACGAGAGACUGCAAACAGAGCGACAGCUGGCAGAGUUUGGGGCCUUAAUCGAAUGCGAGGAACCAAACAACCGUCUGGACAAGUUCAUGGGGACCAUGCUGUGGGAUAGCGAGCGCUACCCGCUGGAACUGGACAACAUGUUGCUCAGAGGCUGCAAGAUCAGAAACACGGAGUGGUGCCACGGGCUGGUCAUCUACGCAGGGGCUGACACCAAAAUCAUGAGGAACGGUGGCAAAACCAGGUUCAAGAGGACCAAAAUAGAUGAGCUGAUGAACUACAUGGUUUAUACGAUCUUUGCUCUGCUCAUCCUCGUGGCGGCCGGUCUGGCCAUCGGUCACAGCUUCUGGUACGCGGAAAUUGGCUCCAAGGCGUGGUAUCUUUUCGACAACAAAAACCACAACUCCGACUACAGAGGCUUCCUCAGCUUCUGGGGAUACAUUAUCGUCCUCAACACCAUGGUGCCCAUUUCGCUCUACGUCAGAGGUACACUUUCACACACUUUGUGUCAUAAAUCCGCUGCUUUGUCACACCUGGUUUGUCCGGUCUUCCCACAGGUGAUCCGACCACCGCCGAGGCCGGUGGACUGGAGCUGGAACCGCCAUGCUGACAACAAAUUCCAGUUCAUGGAUAAUUACCUGGUCGCCCAUGUCCGCUCCAAGAAGGACAAAGACGCCACGGAGUUCUUCAAACUGCUCGCCCUCUGUCACACGGUCAUGGUGGACGACAAAGACGUUGUCUGUAAACUGAUGUGCAGUAGAGGAAAGGGUGGAAAAUCAGCUCUGAGGACGCUGUGCUCCAUGUGUCCGGCAGGUCAGCUGCUGUAUCAGGCCGCCUCUCCGGACGAGGGCGCUCUGGUGACCGCCGCCCGGAACUUUGGCUUCGUGUUCCUGUCCCGCACGCAGGACUCCAUCACCAUCAUGGAGAUGGGCCAGGAGAUGACCUACGAGAUGCUGGCGCUGCUGGACUUCAACUCUGACCGCAAACGCAUGUCCAUCAUCUUGAAGUUCCCUGAUGGCCGCAUUCGUCUGUACUGUAAAGGAGCAGACACCGUCGUCUAUGAGCGCCUCUCCCCCAACUCCAAAUACAGAGACAGCACGCAGAACGCUUUGGAUAUUUUUGCCAACGAGACUUUGAGGACGCUGUGUCUGUGCUACAAAGACAUCAGUGCCAGUGAGUACGAGGCCUGGUCCAGGAUGCACAAAGAGGCCCAGGUAGCCAUGGUUGAUAGAGACGGUGCCCUGGACCGCGCCUAUGAGAAGAUAGAGAGCAACCUGAUGCUGAUCGGAGCAACUGCUAUCGAGGACAAACUGCAGGAUGGAGUUCCAGAGACCAUCGCUAAACUGGCUAAAGCUGACAUCAAGAUCUGGGUCCUAACUGGGGAUAAGAAAGGCGCGGUCGAGGGCUCCGUCUCUAUCAACCAUGGCUACCUGGGCCUCUUUGUGCAUCCUGGACCAAGCCUCGUCAUCUCCUGGCCCAUCUCCAUGAUGGUGAUGGAGUCCUGCGUGCGGGACAGGAACACGAAGCCAAAGUUCCUGGCGGCGGUCACCAGAGCGCCCUCGUCCGGAGAGGCCGCCUGA